Molecule: messenger RNA, 606 nt
Organism: Macadamia integrifolia
Lineage: Eukaryota; Viridiplantae; Streptophyta; Magnoliopsida; Proteales; Proteaceae
Product: S-protein homolog 5-like
Exons: 1
Coding region: 36-509 (157 amino acids)
Source: RefSeq, a predicted model, not a curated record
UUCUCUUUACAAGAAAUAUUCUAUUUAAAUGGGUGAUGGAGAAAAGAACUGAGAAAUUAACAACAGAGCCAUUCAAGCACAGAAUGGGUGGUUCCAGAAGUAUCAUUCCUGUUCUGAUCAUGGUUGCUGUGAUGAUGGAGUACUCGUCACCUUGGGUUUGUGGGUGCUUCACUACUCCAAGAAUUCAUGUUAGAGUGCAAAACAAGUUGGGUGAAGGAAAGAAAUUGUAUUUGCACUGUGCAUCAGCGGACGAUGAUCUUGGAAAGCAAUCACUGGACUUCAAUCAGGAAUUCACAUGGACCUUCUGCCAAAAUAUUUGGACUUCCUCUCUCUUCUAUUGUGACUUCUCAUAUGUAAGGGAUGGAAAAAAUGUAAGCACUCAUGGAGACGUUUAUUUUGCAGAAAGAGAUUAUUGCACGGACUGCACUUCUCUUGUUGGACCUCAAGAGGUUUAUGUUGUAGACACAAAGAACCCUAGUGACUCCAAACUUGUAGCAAAAUGGCCUUAGUUAGAUCGAUCUAGAGAUAGAGAGCAUGGGAUAAGUUUAAUUAAAUGGUUUCUUAAUAAAUAUAUGGAUCACUGUUUUGAACUGUUUUAGUUUGUCA